Dacryopinax primogenitus is the source of this 823-nucleotide messenger RNA. RefSeq lists its product as uncharacterized. Gene Ontology annotation, molecular function: tRNA binding; nucleotidyltransferase activity. Gene Ontology annotation, biological process: regulation of translational fidelity. NCBI's taxonomy places the organism in Eukaryota, Fungi, Basidiomycota, Dacrymycetes, Dacrymycetales, Dacrymycetaceae. The transcript has 2 exons. Gene Ontology annotation, cellular component: cytoplasm. The record is from RefSeq and is a predicted model, not a curated record. The coding region runs from base 1 to 795 and encodes 264 amino acids.
AUGGCCCCUCUGCAGGAAGCGAUGCACGAUCUGCUCGACAGGCAACUUCCCAUCGCUGUCCCAAUAGAAAUCAUUUAUGGAUUGGCAGCGAACGCGUUGGAUGCCGAGCCCGUGGCGGGAAUAUUCAGCGCUAAAGGCCGGCCAGCUGACAACUCGCAGAUCCGAACGCCUCUGGCCGCCAUUGGGGGCAAGAUCCGGCUUAUACUGGACGGAGGCGCGUGCGACGUCGGUGUCGAGUCUACCGUCGUGGACGGGCUACCUUCACCAGGAGUGAUAAAGGUCCUCCGUCCAGGUGGACUGACUGUCGAGGAGCUCCAGCGAGUCCUGGGCCCGGGGACGAAGGUCCUCGUCCACAAACGGGAUUAUGAAGAUCCGGAGAUCGAGCAUGUGCCCACGACGCCGGGGAUGAAGUACCGACACUAUUCGCCCACCACUCCUGUCGUGCUCCUGCUCCGGACUCCGCCGCCCGAAGGGAAGAAGGCAGAAACGAUACACGAUAUCCUCGAUGAGCUGUCGCCCCAGCAGGAAGAUUUCAGAGUUGGCGUACUCGCUUUCUCCAACUCGCCGAUCACGUUGGCAUGUAUAACGACGCACUACCACACGCACCGGUACUCCCUGGGCAAUCGGAACGAGCCUUCUGAGGCUGCGCAUAGGCUGUUUGAUGGCCUGUUAACGCUCGAUGCGGAGGGAGUGGAUGUCAUCCUUGUAGAAGGGGUGGAGGAGGACAGAGAAGGGUUGGCGGUGAUGAACAGGCUGAGGAAGGCGGCGGGGGAAGUAAGAUAUAUAUGGGGAUAGAGUGAUGUGGAAACACGUGACAAUGUAC